AUGCUGGAGAACAUGUCCAGACGUAACCGCUCCCUGCUGUCCCUUUCCCUCACCUCAUUGGCCCUCACCCUGUCCGUCUUGGCGUUCUGCACUUCCUAUUGGUGCGAGGGAACGCACAAGGUGGUGAAGCCCCUCUGCCUGUCCCCUGUCAAGUUGAAAAACUGCGGGACGAACAACAGCCAGCCGUAUACCACAGAGACCCCCACCCCCGACCCAAGGAUACCCCCCACCAAUGUGACGUUGUCUCCGCUGCAGAAGGAGGAGCUGGCCAGGUUAAGGAAGAAGCAGUUGGCCAACGCCGUGCACUACAUCUGGGAGACGGGCGAGGACAAGUACAUGCUGCGAUACUUCCACACCGGCUUCUGGCUCUCCUGUGAGAAGCACAAUGAAGGUGAGGAUCAGGAGGAAAAGUGUCGCAGCUUCAUUGAGCUGACACCAGGAGAGACACAAGGUGUUCUCUGGCUCUCAGUCAUCAGUGAGUUCACGUAUAUCGGUCUUCUGGCCAUGGGCUUCCUGCUCAUGUGUGUGGAAGUGAUUUGCCUCUGUGCAAAGAGGGAGAUGAACGCCCUCAAGAUCAACGCCUACGCCGCCAUGUGCACUGUCCUCUCAGGGCACAAGUUUAACGCCUCCUAUCCUCUGCAAAAAGGUGUGGCGAAGGGGGGAAAGCCUCCAGCACCAUAG
This is a messenger RNA of Notothenia coriiceps (black rockcod), 681 nucleotides long. NCBI's taxonomy places the organism in Eukaryota, Metazoa, Chordata, Actinopteri, Perciformes, Nototheniidae. The record is from RefSeq and is a predicted model, not a curated record.